Molecule: messenger RNA, 3147 nt
Organism: Chrysochloris asiatica (Cape golden mole)
Lineage: Eukaryota; Metazoa; Chordata; Mammalia; Afrosoricida; Chrysochloridae
Gene: FARP2
Product: FERM, RhoGEF and pleckstrin domain protein 2
Exons: 26
Coding region: 1-3147 (1048 amino acids)
Cellular component (GO): cytoskeleton
Molecular function (GO): cytoskeletal protein binding; guanyl-nucleotide exchange factor activity
Source: RefSeq, a predicted model, not a curated record
AUGGGGGAGAUCGAAGGGACCUACAGAGUCCUGCAGACCCCAGGAACACGUCUAGGAGCCCAGAGCCCCUCCGGGGUGAACCCGCUGGAGCCUAGACAAGGCCUGGGGACAGCAAUGGCCCGGGCACCAGAGAAGCACGUCCAAGUCAGGGUGAAGUUGCUCGACGGCACUGUGGAGGCAUUUGACGUCCAGCCUAAAUGCCAAGGCCAGCUGUUGCUGACUCAGGUGUGGACACGGCUAAACUUGGUGGAGUCUGACUACUUCGGACUGGAGUUCCAAAACAUCCAGACAUGCUGGAUCUGGCUUGAACCGAUGAAGCCCGUCAUUAAACAAGUACGAAGGCCAAAGAAUGCAUUGUUUCGUCUAGCUGUGAAGUUUUUCCCACCUGACCCGGGUCAGCUACAAGAAGAAUACACAAGGUACCUGUUUGCCCUGCAACUCAAGAGGGAUUUGCUGGAGGGGCGGCUGACCUGCAGCGACACCACGGCGGCCCUCCUGGCGUCUCACCUCCUGCAGUCGGAAAUAGGAGACUAUGAUGAAACUCUAGACCGAGAACACCUCAAAGCCAACCAAUACCUGCCUGACCAGGUGCGCUCCCUGGAGAAGCUGCUGGAAUUCCACCAGAAACACACGGGCCAGACGCCUGCUGAGUCCGAUUUCCAGGUGCUGGAAAUUGCUCGGAAGUUGGAGAUGUAUGGCAUCAGGUUCCAUGUGGCUUCUGACAGGGAAGGGACCAAGAUUAACCUGGCCAUUUCCCACAUGGGUGUCCUCGUCUUUCAGGGCACCACCAAAAUCAAUACUUUUAACUGGUCCAAAGUCCGUAAGCUGAGCUUCAAAAGGAAAAGAUUUCUUAUUAAACUCCACCCAGAGGUCCAUGGUCCUUACCAGGAUACAUUAGAGUUUCUCUUGGGCAGUAGAGAUGAAUGUAAGAGUUUCUGGAAGAUUUGUGUGGAGUAUCACACCUUUUUCAGACUUUUUGAUCAACCUAAGCCAAAAGCUAAAGCUGUCUUCUUCAGUCGUGGCUCCUCCUUCAGAUACAGUGGCAGAACUCAGAAGCAGCUAGUAGAUUAUGUUAGAGACAGUGGGAUGAAGAAAAUGCCAUAUGAAAGAAGGUACAGCAAGAUGCGGAUGUGUGUCCGGACUCUGACUACAGAUGCGCCCAGGCAGAGCACCUCAUUCACCGAGGGCAUGAGGACUCCUGUCUCCCUGUCUUCAGCAAAUGCCUUCUUCUGUUCAGUGCCUCCCUCCCCGGUGUCCCCACCUGACCUCACCGAGCUGAAGGACAACAGCUGUGCCCUUAUGGAGCCCCACGUGCUCCUCACCAAGACUACGGCUGUGGACAGGAGCGGAGGCACCCUGGCCGGAAGUCCUGACCCAGCCUGGCCCCUCGGCUCCCCAGACUCCCAGGCCUGCCCAGGCCUUUCUGCGCAGACGCCUCAGCCAUCCCCGUCCAGCGGGAAGAGCCCCCUGAACUUGAACUCUGCGUUUCAGGUGGCUCUGAGCCCAGGUGAGGGGGACUCAUCCCCCCUCCUGAGUCCUGUCCUCAGUGACAUGGGCGGAGCCAGGAUAGACGACAAUGAAGAGGAGGAGGAGGAAAUAGCACACAAGCGCGCACCCACGGAUGGAACGUACUUUAUAGCAAAGGAGAUCCUCGCGACAGAGCGGACCUUCCUAAAGGACCUGGAAGUCCUCACUGUGUGGUUCCGCAGUGCGGUGGUGAAAGAGGACGCCAUGCCUGAAAACCUGCGAGUACUGCUCUUCUCCAGCAUAGACCCCAUCUACGAGUUCCACCGCGGCUUCCUACGGGAGCUGGAGCAGAGACUGGCCCUCUGGGAGAACCCCUCAGGUGUUCACACGUCCAACAGUCACCUCAGGAUCGGGGACGUCCUGCUCAGGAACAUGCAGCUGCUCCAGGGACUCACCAGCUAUUUCCAGAGGCUCGAGGAGGUGCUAACUCAGAUGGACACCGCCACCACGCACUCCAAGAAGCUGGACGCUGUGUCCAGAGACUUUGAGCUCCAGAAAGUCUGCUAUCUGCCGCUAGGUUCCUUCCUGCUCAAACCCAUACAGCGGCUGGGCCACUACCAUCUGCUGCUGGUCCGACUGUGUGGGCAGCUCCCGCCCGGGCACCCUGAUCUCCCCGACUGCCGCAACGCACUGACAGUCACCACUGAGGUGACCACCGCGCUCCAGCAGAGCCUCGUGCGUCUGGAGAACCUGCAGAAGCUGCGGGAGCUGCAGAGAGGCCUGGUCGGCGUCGAGGGCCUGGUGGUGCCCGGCAGGGAGUUUCUCCGGGAGGGCUGCCUGUGUGAGCUCACCAAGAAAGGGCUACAGCCGAGAAUGUUCUUCCUGUUCUCAGAUGUGCUGAUGUUCACCAGCAGAGGUGUGUCGGCGACCAGCCGCUUCCGGAUCCGGGCUCUGCUGCCCCUACGCGGCAUGCUGGUGAAGGAGACUGAAACCCAGCGUGCCACCCCACACUGCUUCACCAUCUGCGCAGCUGCAGCCCACAGGACCAUCGUCGUGGCAGCCAGCACCGGCCUUGAGAUGGACAAGUGGCUGGGAGACCUCAGCAGCGCCAUCGAGGUGGCCAACAAAGGUGGCUUCACCCCCCCACUCCCAGGUGAGGUGGUCCCAUUCAUGGUGACGCAGACUCCCCCAGGACCUUCCGAGGAGGCCGCCUCAGAGGAGUCUGAUGAUGGCCCGCUGGAAGAGCUGGACCAGCAUCGCGCCAACACCACGCUGCACGUGUGCUGGUACCGAAACACGAGCGUGUCGAGAGCCGACCUCAGUGCCGCUGCCAAGAACCAGCUGUCAGGGUACCUGCUCCGAAAGUUCAAGAACAGUAGUGGCUGGCAGAGGCUUUGGGUGGUCUUCACCAGUUUCUGCUUGUUCUUCUACAAGACGCAUCAGGACGACUACCCCCUGGCCAGCCUCCCCCUGCUGGGUUACAGUGUGAGUGUCCCGGGGGCGGCCGACGGAAUCCACAAGGACCACGUCUUCAAGCUGCAGUUCAAGUCACACGUGUACUUCUUCCGUGCCGACAGCAAGUACACGUUUGAGAGGUGGAUGGAGGUGAUCUCGGGGGCCAGCAGCACACCAGGACAAGCCCCCCAGGGGUCCAGUCCUGUACACGGUCACCAGGAGUGA